Molecule: messenger RNA, 2459 nt
Organism: Monomorium pharaonis (pharaoh ant)
Lineage: Eukaryota; Metazoa; Arthropoda; Insecta; Hymenoptera; Formicidae
Exons: 2
Coding region: 206-448 (80 amino acids)
Source: RefSeq, a predicted model, not a curated record
CUCUUCCGUCAUCCCUUGUCCUCUCCUAUUCCCUGGUUUCGAUGCACCUCGUCACUGUGAUCCGCAGAACGCUACGCGCCGCACAAGAGACCACUGUGGUUCACCAGUCGCGUGUUCACCAAUCAGACAGCCGACCCAGUCAAAGUUCUUGAACGGUCUCGCUCGGUAGACGGGCUUACAAUAAUCAAACACGAGUCCAUCAGAUAUGAAGUAUUCGCCGCAGCAGCAGCAGCAGCAACAGAAGCAGCGAAAGUCUGAGAGUAGCGACGCCGCAUCCAUGGACGCUACUCUUAGCCGUACGUCGGCGUCUGGCACACAGGAGCAACGCAAGGCCUCGUCGACGUCGUCGUCGACGCGGGCACCCGUUUGCCGUUCACCAUCCACCGGCAUGUUCGCCUGGAUGCGCGUAUUCCGACUUGCAUCGAUGUUGCACCAGGUCGGCUGCUAAGACUCACCUUAACGAGUAUGGAUCGUGAUGAAAGGAAAACUGGAAAGAGAAUCAGAAAGAAAAAAAGAAACCGAUAGAAUCGUACACUUUAACAAUCUCAGAUUAAAUAAUUAAUAUCGUACAAUACAGUGGAGACGCGUGUAGCACACGGACGCAAAGCGGCGACUCUAUGUUGUCCCCCUUUCGCGUCGCGAUAAAUAUAUAUAUGUAUAUAUAUGUAUAUGUAUAUACAUAUGAAUAUAAUAUAUUUAAGCACGGCCGAGUUGUUAACAUAGAGAAACGGCCAAUGUCAUAGCUCGAUUAUAGUGCAUUUUACGCGAAGACGAAUCGCCGAGUUGCGAUUUGCCGUGUACAGAUGUUGUUGAGAUUUCGUAAUUUGUAGAGAGAGACUCAAGAGAGAGUGAAGAAGCGGAUUCACUGGAAGUCACUAUUUUCAGCACAUCUUUUAGUAAUGGGCGAGAUCUUUAACCUCUUUUCAGAUUUCAAAUACUGAUUACAUUACCUUAUAAUAUAUUAAUUUUCUUUUUUGUAUAUAUGAAUACUAGAGAGAUAUUCUAAUGUUACAUUAUUCACUAUUAUUUAUAUUAAUACUGGGAAGAUUUUCGCAAUUCGACAAACAUUACACGCUUACACUGUGUGUGUGUAUAUAUAUAUGUAUAUACAUAUACAUAUGCAUAUUAAGGAAGUUGUGCUGAAAGUGGCGGAACCAAUCAAAGGAACACUAUCCGCUCCACUCUCUCUUGAGUCUCUCUAGCAAUUUGAAUCGCGUCCACGCUACAUCAUCUAUCCUGACAAAUAUGAAGAUGUAUACUUCUCUGUUGUAUUUCCUGAUUCACUUAUUUAUCUAUUUAUGUAUUUUCCGUAUUUCUCCGUAAGAUUUAUUCCUAUUCGCUUUUUAGUUUAAUUAAUUAACGCUGGUUAUUCGACUAUCAUUUCGUGCAAGACACUCGAUUUACUUUACGCACGAUAUAAGCGUGCAUAAUUAGCCGUUAUACGAAUCCAUUUAUUUCUCUUCUGCGAAAAGUUGGGCGCGGUUCAGAUUGCGUACACAGAGUAAAAACGCACGCAUACGUGUUCCACGAAUAACGUGUAUAUCUUUCGUGCGUACAUAAAUAAAACUACAAAACGCGGGCUAUGAAGUAAUAUGAAAAAUUACAUAGCAAUUUGAGUAAGGUUUAAAGAUACGAAUUGAUUACGAAUUGAUUAAUGGAAAGACAGUUUCAUAGACGAUCCUUGGUAUACUUUGAUAAAUUGGAUGACAAUGAUGUUAUGUAACGUUAUGAUGAUGUUAUUCGUGGAACUCAGUCGUGAUUAGUGAUUAAAUAUUACAAUCGAUUGAUUCUUACGUAGCACGAGCCUUGACGAAAUCGGAAACGAUUUGUCGAUUAGAGGGAAAGGCUCCAUCCAUUCCGGAUGAACGCGUGCGUCGUGAUUCGCACGCGUUGAAUACACGUCUGCCAAUAACAGCGAUAUGAUUCGUAGUCGGAUUACAAAUACUACAGAAUGUGGCGUUGCAACGCUCUGCGAGGCUGACAAGUUUAGUUUUAAUCCGCAAUCCUUCACCUCCUUGAGUUUCUUUUCCUUCUCUUCUCUUCUCGUCCUCCGUUGCUCGACCGAUGACGUCGGCAUAUCCCGCUGCGCACCGUGAAUUCUAUUUUUAUAUAUCACACAUACAAAUGACGAGAGAGUGAUGUAUCGUUUUUUCCUGUCUCUUUCCUCCAUCCCUUUCAUUCCCUUAUUGCAUCGUACUUCUUAUCACGAACAGGAGAAAAAUGAUGAGACCCGGUUAAUAUAAGACCUCGGAGGUUCGCCCCUGGAAAAAAAGAGGAAGUCACGCAACUUUCUCUAAGGUUGUUCGUGAGUACGUCCGAAAUCAUUCUCUACACAUUGAUUGUCUCGUCACGUUCAGCGCCGAGCUCUAUCAAUGUUAUAUCUCGUUGAUCUUUACAUGGAUAUAUGCAUAUAUUUUAUGAUUGUGCAGAUUCACAAAUAAAUUAAAUAUUUGCUUUAA